CCCGGGCUGGGUCGUGGCGGCUGCGGGCUGUGAGGCGCCGCGGUCCGCGCCCGAGCCCGCACGACCCGACCCGACCCGUCCUGUCUUGUCCUGUCCUGUCCUGCGCCCGGGGCGGCGCCAGCGCCGCGGGACCAUGUCGGCCAAGGACGAGCGGGCCAAGGAGAUCCUGAGGGGCUUCAAGCUAAAUUGGAUGAACCUUCGGGAUGCGGAGACGGGGAAAAUCCUCUGGCAAGGAACAGAAGAUUUGUCCGUGCCGGGAGUGGAGCAUGAAGCUCGAGUUCCCAAGAAAAUCCUGAAGUGCAAAGCGGUGUCUCGGGAGCUGAACUUCUCUUCAGCGGAACAGAUGGAAAAAUUCCGACUGGAACAGAAAGUUUUUUUCAAAGGGCAGUGUCUAGAAGAAUGGUUCUUUGAAUUUGGCUUCGUGAUCCCCAACUCCACAAACACUUGGCAGUCCUUGAUAGAAGCUGCACCAGAAUCACAGAUGAUGCCAGCUAACGUUUUAACCGGUAAUGUUAUUAUAGAAACCAAGUUCUACGAUGACGACCUCCUUGUAAGCACUUCUAGGGUGAGACUUUUCUACGUUUGAGAUCAGGGGCUCUUGGGGCUGGUUUAGUUUUCCUCAGCGCAGUUCUUGGUGCAGACCCCCCUGACUAUCCAAGUGGAAGAUGCUUUCCAUAGCGAUGAUCCUGGGGACCAGCUCAACAUGGGUUGUGACCUUCACCCAUCGAUUAUUUUGCUUUCCCCUCUGACCUGACCAGACCAGACCAGAGCAGACCAGACCAGACCAGACCGAGUCCUGAGAGACCUGACCCCUAUCUCCGCCAUGGGAGCGGGAACAAGACUGUUCAUAGAAAUGGGCAAACCAGUGGUCACGCAGAGCCAGUACUGUAAAUUAUGUUAGUUUCAUCCUUUGUACUCGUCUGGUACAUAACCUCUCAUUUCCACUCGCGCCAAACCUUCGACACGUUUCAGUUUGUUUCGGAUUAAACCUCUUCACGUUUAGUUUCGAUCCUCUCACAGGAUUUCUGUGUAACUGGUCCAUGCAUCCUCAUCCCCUCAACUUGUAAAAUAGACUGUGAUAUUACCUAAUGUAAGUACAAACACGAUUUCUGAAUUAAAAACAUUCCUACCGUCCAAAAAUGGAAAAAGCCA
Alligator mississippiensis (American alligator) is the source of this 1152-nucleotide messenger RNA. It is a transcript of the gene PDE6D, whose product is annotated as phosphodiesterase 6D. The transcript is spliced from 5 exons. The coding region runs from base 134 to 586 and encodes 150 amino acids. Gene Ontology annotation, cellular component: cytoplasm. The record is from RefSeq and is a predicted model, not a curated record. NCBI's taxonomy places the organism in Eukaryota, Metazoa, Chordata, Crocodylia, Alligatoridae. Gene Ontology annotation, biological process: sensory perception of light stimulus.